UGCAAAGCUGCGGCUGCGAGGUCACUCCCCGAAAAUCCCGAAAAUCCCGAAAAAAUCCCGGCCGAGCCCGUGCCCUGCCAGCGCAGGAUUCGCUCCGGGAUCCGGGGCGGGCACCCGGCGCUGCGGCUCGGGAGCCUCCCCCCCUCCCAUGCUGCCGGUGCCACGGCACAGCCCGCUGCAGCCUUUGCACAGGAGGAGCGCAGCUCGGUCCCUCCAGCGCCAUGCCUCGGGCCACCACCCUCAUCCUCAUCCUGGCCGGGCUCUGCGUGUCCUCCCUGGGCCAGUACAACGAGGAGGAGGACCUGGCGUGGCUCCAGUACUACCUGCGGCAGUCCCGCGUCUCCUCCUACAACUACGUGCCCUACUACGAGGAGGAGAGCCCCGCCUACGCCUACUCCUACCCCUCCGCCACCGACACCGAGCCGGAGCCCGAGCCCGAGCCGCAGCAGGCGGCGCCCUGGCGGUGUCCCCAAGAGUGUGACUGUCCCCCCAACUUCUCCUCGGCCAUGUACUGCGACACGCGCAACCUGCGCUACCUGCCCUUCGUGCCCUCGCGGAUGAAGUACGUCUAUUUCCAGAACAACCUCAUCACCUCCAUCCAGGAGGGCGCCUUCGACAACGCCACCGAGCUGGAGUGGCUGGCGCUGCACAACAACCAGAUCGGCAGCGAGAAGGUGGGGAAAAGGGUUUUUGGGAAGCUGCAGCGCCUGGAGAGGCUCUACAUGAACAACAACAACCUGACCAGGCUGCCCAGCCCGCUGCCGCGCUCGCUGAGAGAGCUCCACCUCUCCUACAACCAGAUCUCCAAGGUGCCCUCCAACGCUCUGGAGGGGCUGGAGAACCUCACGGCGCUCUACCUCAGCCACAACUUCAUCUUCGAGAUGGGCGCGUCCCUCAAGGGGCUCAAGUCCUUGAUCCUGGCCGACCUGAGCUACAACAACCUGAGGAAGGUGCCCGACGGGCUGCCGGCCUCCCUGGAGCAGCUCUACCUGGAGUACAACUACAUCAACGCCAUCCCCGACGAGUAUUUCCAGGUGUCCCCCCGGCUGCUCUACGUGAGGAUGUCCCACAACAGCCUGACCAACCAAGGGCUCUCCAGCAACACCUUCAACAGCAGCAGCAUCCUGGAGCUGGACCUCUCCUACAACCGCCUGCAGAAGAUCCCGCGGGUCAACACCAACCUGGAGAACCUCUACCUGCAGGGGAACCAGAUCGACGAGUUCUCCAUCAGCAGCUUCUGCUCCGUGGUGGACGUGGUGAACUACUCGCGGCUGCAGGUGCUGCGCCUGGACGGCAACGCCAUCAAACGCAACGCCGUGCCCCCGGACGCGCCGCUCUGCCUGCGCCGCGCCACCGUCAUCGAGAUCUGAGCCCCCUGCCCACCCCCCCUGGACUUUGGCCCCCCAUUCCCGGGGGAUUCUCGCCUUCCGUCCCCGCUUCUCCUCCCGGCUCGGCUUCGCGCUCCCGGUGUGCCCGGAAUUGUUCCUCUGGCGCUCGGAUCCCGGCUCUGAGCCCGCCCCGGCCCGGGGGCACCUCCUGCCCCAGGAUGGAGUGGGACACGGCAGGGGAGGGGCUCAUCCCGCCUUGGGCACGGGGAAAUCCCAAUCCCGAUCCCAAAUCUGGAUUGGAACCCCUGGGAGAGCAUUCUUACAGGGGGAUCUGACCCAGAAGGAGCAUCCUUCCAUGGGGAUCUGACCCUUUUUCCAUGGGGAAAUCCAUUGAGGAUCAGACCCUUUUUCCAUGGGGAAAUCCCAAUCCCAAUCCCAAUCCCAAAUCUGGGCCUGAACCCCCUGGGAGGAGCAUCCUUUCAUGGGGGAUCAGACCCAGAAGGAGCAUCCUUCCAUGGGGAUCAGACCCCUUUUCCAUGGGGAAAUCCCAAAUCCCAAUCCCAAAUCUGGGUCUGAACCCCCUGGGAGAGAAUCCUUCCAUGAGGAUCAGACCCCUUUUCCAUGGGGAAAUCCCAAAUCCCGAUCCCAAAUCCGGGUCUGAAUCCCCUGAAAGGAGCAUUCUUCCAGUGAGGAUCUGACCCUUUUUCCAUGGGGAAAUCCCAAUCCCAAUCCCAAAUCCGGGUCUGAACCCUCUGGGAGAGAAUUCUUGCAGGGGGAUCUGACCCUUUUUCCAUGGGGAAAUCCCAAUCCCAAUCCCAAAUCCGGGUCUGAACCCUCUGGGAGAGAAUUCUUGCAGGGGGAUCUGACCCUUUUUCCAUGGGGAAA
Molecule: messenger RNA, 2213 nt
Organism: Serinus canaria (Common canary)
Lineage: Eukaryota; Metazoa; Chordata; Aves; Passeriformes; Fringillidae
Gene: FMOD
Product: fibromodulin
Exons: 3
Coding region: 222-1370 (382 amino acids)
Molecular function (GO): protein binding
Source: RefSeq, a predicted model, not a curated record